AUGGACGAUAAAUAUAGAGAGCAGUGGAUGCGCUGGUAUGAAGAGUGUGAGAGCGAAGAUGAAAGCAGACAUGAUCCAUAUAGUACAGAUGACUCCAUUGCUGAUCCAGAAUAUAUGCAACAGGACUCAGACUCUUGUACUGAUUCAGAAUACGAGAAUACUCCAAACAAUGAUGAGCCUGGAACAUCACGAAAAAAGCGUAAACGGCAAGAACCUAAAUCAAAAGUUGAUUUGCCGUCAGGACAUGUCGAUAGCGAGGGCUCUGAUGAUAUCGAUGUUCUAUUAGAUCCAGACAACGAUGAACAAAAAUGGGAAGAUAAUAUAAUCGAUUGUUUAGAGUUUUCCUUUGAUUCCAUAUCAGUUGGUUUGAAAGAACAGCUAGCAGGCACUUCCCCAAUUGAGGUUUUUGAAAAAAUCUGGACUGUGGAUGUGACUAAUUACAUUGUUCAAAAGUCAAAUGAAUAUGGUGAAUUAUUAUUUGUGGGCAAUAGGCCUAAGUCCAGAAACGAGCGAUUCAAGACAUUUCAACAUAUUUCCGUAAAAGAAAUGAAAGGUUUUCUCGGUUUGUGUCUCCUUGCUGGCCAGUUGAAGUUCAAGUCUGUUAGGGACAUGUUUUCAAUGGAUCCUCUCAAUUAUCAUCCGAUAUUCCCGGCUACUAUGUCAGGUAGACGAUUUGAACAGAUUCUGAGGUGCUUGAAUUGUGCAGAUGAUGAAAAUAAGGAGGAUAAUCUCUAUAAAGUUAGUUGGCUUGUGAAAUCUAUCAUUAAGUCAAGCCAAAAUAUGUUUUCUCCGCCAGAAGCCUUAUCUCUAGAUGAAUCACUGUUACUUUUCCGAGGCCGAUUACGGUUUCGGGUUUACAUAAAAAACAAAAAAAGUAAAUAUGAGAUUAAGUUCUAUGAGCUGUGUUCCAAUGACGGAUAUGUCCUAAAUAUAGAAAUUUAUAAAGGUAAAUCUAAUAGAGAAGAUGUCAGGGGCAGUUCUAAAAUAAAUUCUUUAGUUCUUAGGCUUCUGGAGCCAUUUCUAGAUAAAGGCCACCAUAUAUACAUGGAUAACUUUUAUAACAGUGUCCAGUUAUCGGAAAUCCUAUUGCAAAGGAAAACUCACAGCACGGGGACAUUACGGUCGAAUAGGAAAGGUAAUCCCAAAGAGGUUACUGGAGCCAAGUUGAAAUCCGGGCAGCAUAUUUGGAGAAGAAAGGGAAAUGUGUAUGUUUCCAAAUGGCGCGACAAACGUGAUGUCUUAUCCAUCACGACGGGCUAUAAGCCUGAAUUGGUUGAAAAUGCAAACAGAUUCAACAAUGUUCCAGCACCAUUUGCUCGUAAGACAUCGAUCCUGUUAAUGGACCAUCCACGGGUGAACAACACCAUCAACACCAAAAUGUAA
Acanthoscelides obtectus is the source of this 1383-nucleotide messenger RNA. The record is from the annotation of a GenBank genome assembly. Lineage: Eukaryota; Metazoa; Arthropoda; Insecta; Coleoptera; Chrysomelidae.